CGGAUUGAGUCGUCGGCCAGCCGUCGUUCUCUUCCCUUCUUUCUUAGCGCCGAAGACACGCGCGGAUCCCCCCCGCGUGCCUUGCGCAUCGAUCUAGCGCUCCUCCAAGUCCAAUCCGACCCAUCCUUGCUCACGAAGGCUACAAGCCUAGAAGAGCCUUCCUCUCCGGCGCCUUCUCCUCCGGAUCCCAACUGACUCCGCAGACCAACCGGAUCGAUGGAGGCGAAGAUGGGGCGCUUCUUCGAGUCCGUGGGCAACUUCUUCACCGGCGGCGACAACAUCCCCUGGUGCGACCGCGACAUCAUCGCGGGAUGUGAAAGAGAGCUUGCUGAUGCUUCAACUGAAGGGCAGAGGAAUGAUAGCCUUAUGAGGCUAUCUUGGGCCCUUGUGCACUCCAGGCAGACGGACGAUGUAAACCGUGGAAUUAGCAUGCUUGAAGCUUCUUUGGAUAACUCCGGCAGUCCUCUGCAGACUAGGGAAAAGCUGUACUUGUUGGCUGUUGGGCACUACAGGAAUGGUGACUACUCAAAAAGCCGGCAACUUGUGGAACGCUGUUUGGAGAUUCAACCUGAUUGGAGGCAGGCCAUUUCUCUGAAGAAGGCAAUAGAAGAUAAAAUUGCCAAAGAUGGUCUUAUUGGGAUAGGAAUAGCGACAACUGCUGUGGGACUUCUGGUUGGUGGAAUUGCAGCUGCUGUUGCUGAUAGAGCUGGAGUGCCCGAUCUUUCGGUGAGAGGGAUAACUUCGAUUUGUGGAGGAGGUGACUCUUGCGAUCCGACUACAAACGAACAGGUCGUGGCGCCUUAGCAAUCGCUGAACCAACUCCAAAUGGUUAUUGACCUUGCUGAUGGCAAGAUCAACCUGAACACGAGGUUCUAUUCCCGCAAGCAAUCGAAGAACAAGCAAGAACAAGAUGAAGGCACAACUGAAUAUCAAUCACUCACGAAUUGGGGUUCACAAUGGCUGUCCACAGGUGGCUGCUGAGCACAACUGCAGUACAGGACGUUUGCACAAUGGCUAAACUUAUCAAAGAAAACCCGCCAAACCAAGGGGGCGUGAGCAGGACUAAAUAGGAGAAAGGUGGGGAGGGAAUUUCGUCCAGCAUGAAUCUUUGGCUGAAAUCCCCACCUAACCUUUCUAAAAUAGCUACGUAUUACAUGGAAACAAUCUUUCCAAAAGAUAGGUGGCGCAGCACCCUUUAUUAGCUUCCAUAGAUGGCGUUCAGGUUGUCAUUCCUGGACAGAAUCUUCUUCUUCAUUCCUUAAAAGGAUCACAUAAUUUAGGUCACGUGCACGGGCUCGCGUUAUUGGACCUUGAAACGUUUCUGGACUUGGUGUAGUGGGAAGUGACGUUGGUGCUGGUUCCGUUGGAGUAGUAGGUCCUGUGUAGGGGUUGAUGUCCUCAUCAUCCUCCCCUUCUUGAAUCGAAGUCGUCCUCGACGGUAUCUGCUCGUUCUCGCCCGCA
Setaria italica (foxtail millet) is the source of this 1461-nucleotide messenger RNA. Its product is annotated as mitochondrial fission 1 protein A. The record is from RefSeq and is a predicted model, not a curated record. The coding region runs from base 217 to 804 and encodes 195 amino acids. Gene Ontology annotation, biological process: mitochondrial fission; peroxisome fission; autophagy of mitochondrion. NCBI's taxonomy places the organism in Eukaryota, Viridiplantae, Streptophyta, Magnoliopsida, Poales, Poaceae. The transcript is spliced from 5 exons. Gene Ontology annotation, cellular component: mitochondrial outer membrane; peroxisomal membrane. Gene Ontology annotation, molecular function: protein binding.